Messenger RNA from Suillus discolor, 3810 nucleotides. RefSeq lists its product as uncharacterized. NCBI's taxonomy places the organism in Eukaryota, Fungi, Basidiomycota, Agaricomycetes, Boletales, Suillaceae. The transcript is spliced from 16 exons. The annotation marks the transcript as partial. The record is from RefSeq and is a predicted model, not a curated record.
AUGUCUCACUUUGCUAGCCACCCGUACCAUACCAUGCCAACUAUUCAUUCCUCCCAGAAUAAUCAUCCACCUCCUCUCAGCCCACCGGAGACCGAUCAAGAAUCUCUACCGGUUCAAUUGCCACAGGCUUCUCUCGUCGCUGGCGCAGAGCUGGAACAGCUGGGGCAUUCUGCUUUGAGUUUUCCUGAGCGUUCUAGAUUCCAAUCUCGCAGGACGUCCACUCUGCCGUACCAGAACUCGGGAGGAGUACGUGAAAACCGAGACCGAACCCCUUCACGGGCCUCAAAGUCCUUGAUCGUUGUUCUUCCCCCAUCAGACUUUCCUAUGGAUCGUGGUCAACUAGGCAACAUGUUGUCCAUGGGACCUCGUCACCGUUUAUCUCAAGGGAUCCUCAUGCCCCUAUUCCCUACGAUGUACGGGCAGCUCACUGCAAUCGCACGGGAGUUCAAUUUCCCGAGCACCGUAGGCUUGUGUCUCUACCAUCAUAUCACUGAAAAUGGUAUCACCAUGACGCCGCGCAUCUCUGACGACGUCUGGCAGUACCUAUGGGCGCAUCUCAUCGAGUCACGUAACGGCUCCCAACAACUAUCCAUCGGUGGUCGCGUAGAAUUUGAUAUUGAUCUCAACAAGGCCCGCUGGUUCGAUGCCUGGCUUGCCGGCACACUGCGCGACGACACCAUUGUUCCUGCUCCACAGUCCCAUGCAUCUAUACUGCACUUACAUGGAGAUAGUAAGACUACAUUUGCAGAGGAACACAUUGCGAAUGAAGACCGCUGGGAAAGUCAGACCAAUCAAUCGAACUCAAAGCCUACAGCUAUCCGUCAGGCACCCAAGAAACUCUCCCUCGUCGAUCGGCUAGAUUCCACUGCGCUCCAGGAUUCGUACAAAGCAUCGCAGGCAGCUUCUCUACCUCUAAACCAUGUUGCGCAUCAACUGUCUCCCAUCCCACAGUCUGCGGUUCCGCAGACGUCGAAAGCCGAGCUUCGUCGGCGUGUUAAUUCAUGGCGAGCGAGCGCAUCCUUAGAUCCUGCAUCAAUGACAGAGUCAUACCAGCCCAUCCCUGAUGCUACAUUGGGCGCUGCGGCGAUUCAGCCUACGGAUGAGUACCCCUUGGAGGUAGAGGCAGGAGCCCAAGAGCCCCUGAAUUUGGCAGACUAUGCCUGGACCGUCACAUCCGCUGGGCCGCUUAGUCCGCCUCUGGAUUCUCCAUCGUCUUCCUACCGUCUUCCCUCUGUUCAUCUUGAUCGUCGCAUGCAGGAAUCUGUGCUGUUGACACCGAUUACAGCAACUAGUUGGGGACCUCUGGAUGAUGAUUGGCUUUCAGACGUGUCAAGCAUGGAUCGUUUACCUUCGCCUGACAUUGGUAGACGUAUGCUUGAGAGCGCACCCCUCACCCCCGCCACGGCCACUAGUUGGGGGCCUGCUGACGAUUGGCGGUCAGAUGUAUCCAGUGUCGAUCGCUUGCCGUCCCCAGACAUUGCUCACCGAAUACUGGAGGAUGCUUUAGCGAGUCCAGCCUCUGAAGUGGCGACACUUCCAUCAACUACCUCUUAUAAUCCUUGGGCUGGAAUGCCAUGGGUUCAAGUUUGGCCUUGGUCCGAACUUGAGAGUGCGGAGUCUGGGCUUUCUUAUAGCCCAUGGGCCAUCGUGCCUGCCAUCCGAGCAUGGCCUUGGUUCGAUAUUCACGCUUCCCAGGACAAUGGAGACCUGGAGUUGCAGCGUAGCACCUCUUCAAAUCCCUGGGUUGGCAUGCCCUGGUUUAACGUUGGACCGUGGCAUGAAGUUGACGGUGUACAGCCUAGAAAUUCCACGGUCAUCUCGCUCAGUCGACAAGGAGGGUUGAAAUCUGAAUAUCCUAUGAUUGCUAACUUUUCAAUAGACCCAGCUUCCUAUCCUUAUUUCGAUAUUUAUCCUGCUUGCGAGGUGAACAGCGGCCUCGGCAGCGCUAGAGGUUAUCCUAUACUUGAAAUUUGUGAAUGCUCAGCCCGAACAAUAGAUCCUGCAGUUUACCCUCAUUUUAACUUAUAUCCUUCGAUUGCAUGCUCAUUUAUUACUUCUGCUGAAAAGACGGUCGCCUUUCAGCCAAAAAAAUCUGUCAUUGUAGAACUUGCUCCAGCUUACCCCCUAUUUAAUCUUUAUCCUCCUGUUUACCCUCAUGUGAACCCGUAUCCACAAGCAAGUGCGGAGGUGGCUGGACCCCGGAGAGCAAAAGACGAAAUUGCGCAGCCCGUUCAAGUAAAACUUCGCCCACAAUAUCCUGUUUUCGAUAUCUAUCCUGCAGGCUAUCCGUGGAGCCUGAAAACAGUAUAUCCCCCAACCGAAGUCGAAGAUGCCUCUGAAAUCACUAUCCGCUUGUCAUCGCGCUAUCCAUGGCUGGACAUCUAUCCCUCGGUUUACCCUUUUGUUGAGCCAUAUCCGACUUCCACAUUAUGUCCUACCACUCGCUUUCUCAUAAAGUACGCAGAUCCUGCUGUGUAUCCGCACUUCGAUCUGUAUCCCGCCCGUACGGCAGAGUUAGUGAGUCGGGAGGAAGAUAUGAGCGACGGCAACCUUCCGUUUCGAGUAGCACGUACCCCUUCUCGGUCAUUUGUGAGUUCUACAUUAUGUCCUCUUACUCGCUUUCUCACAAAGUACGCAGAUCCUGCUGUAUAUCCUCACUUCGAUCUGUAUCCCGCCCGUGCGGCAGAAUUAGCAAGUCAGGAGGAAGAUACGACCAGCGACAAGUUCCCCGUUCUAGAGUAUCCCUUCCUUGUCAUCUAUCCUGCUGUAUAUCCUCACUUUGAUCUGUAUCCCGCCCGUGCGGCAGAAUUAGCAAGUCUGGAGGAAGAUACGACCAGCGACAAGUGCUCCGUUUCAGAGUAUCCCUUCCUUGUUAUUUACCCUGCUGUGUACCCGCACUUCGAUCUGUAUCCUGCCCGCGCGGCAGAACCAGUGAGUCGGGAGGAGGACAUUACCAACAAUAAACUUUUCAUUUCGAGCAGCACGUACCCCUUCUUGGUCAUUUGUGAGUUUACAUUAUGUCCUCUUACUUGCUUUCUCACGGAGUACGUAGAUCCUGCUGUGUACCCCCACUUCGAUUUGUAUCCCACCCGUGCGGCAGAAUUAACGAGUCGGGAGGAGGAUAUGACCAAUGGCAAGUUCUCUGUUCCAGCGUAUCCCUUCCUUGUCGUUUAUCCUGCCGUGUAUCCGCACUUCGAUCUGUAUCCCGCCCGCGCGGCAGAAUUAGCGAGUCGGGAGGCGGACAUAACUAACAGCAAGCCCUCCGUUUCGAGUAGCACGUACCCCUUCUUGGUCAUUUAUCCUCAUGUAUAUCCUCACUUCAAUCUGUAUCCCACUCGCGCUGCAGAACUAGUGACCCGGGAAGAAUCCAACAUUCUUCAUGUGCAUGUGACUGCUAGUCCAUAUCCCUAUCUCGUGAUCUAUCCGUCUGUGUAUCCCCACUUCGAUCUUUAUCCUGGUGUCCUCUCGAUAGUUGAUGCUCCUGCUGCAAGCGGAAAAUCAACUGUUAGAAUGGACCACGGGUACCCAGUCUUGAAUAUCUACCCUGCUGUCUACCCGCACUUGGAUAUUUACCCCGCGCUUGGAAAGGUAGCGCAGCCAUCUCAGAAGGCGACUAAUAUGUCAGUGCGCCCGUUAUCUGCGAAAAGGCGCAGGAAGACACACGCCGAACUGCACACCGAGGUGGCACAGUCACCUGGAUUCCUUGUGGCUAGGAAAAAGUCUACAAAAACACACCAUCAGCUACAUGUAGAGGUUUUUGUCAACGGAGUCACUUGGACACCUAGCGGAUAUGUGCAAGACCUAGCACUU